Wyeomyia smithii (pitcher-plant mosquito) is the source of this 642-nucleotide messenger RNA. RefSeq lists its product as uncharacterized. Gene Ontology annotation, cellular component: cytosol. The record is from RefSeq and is a predicted model, not a curated record. Bases 183 to 515 code for a protein of 110 amino acids. NCBI's taxonomy places the organism in Eukaryota, Metazoa, Arthropoda, Insecta, Diptera, Culicidae. The transcript is spliced from 2 exons.
AAAUGCAGCUGCCAGACCUUAUUGUGUAUUAAUCUAACAAAUUAAGCUGCGUUCGUAGUGAUAAGCUGACCCCUGGUGAAGAUUACACACGCUUUAAAAAGAAACGGUAAAUCAACGCCAGCCAUCAGUUCAAAGUUGUCUAGCUUUAGCAUCUGUAGAUCCAAUCAACCAGCGCCUCCAGAAUGUCUCUGAAGUCUGACGCAGUGUUUGCCAAAAUCACCAAGAGAUUGGAGAGUGUUGAUCCGAGCAACCGCCAAGUGGAACACGUGUAUAAGUUUAAGAUCACUCAGGGCGGUAAAGUAGUCAAGAAUUGGAUUUUGGAUCUGAAAAACGUUAAGUUAUACGAGUCGGAUGCUGCUGCUGAGGCAACCUUAAUCAUGGAAGACGAAAUCAUGUUCGCUAUUGGAUCCGGCACACUCCCAGCCAAGGAAGCCAUGGCACAGGAUAAGAUGGAAGUUGAAGGGCAAGUGGAGCUGAUCUUUUUGCUGGAACCCUUCAUCACCUCACUGAAAUGAGCACGUUGCCGCAAUGUGUGAAAGCAAAUAUCAUGUCAUCCGGUUUUAUAAGUAAUUUAUUAUUAAUUGAACCUUUUCUGUUUCAUUGUCGGCACCAUUAAACCAUCUUUGUUAUUUCCUUGCAUUA